Salvelinus fontinalis (brook trout) is the source of this 2439-nucleotide messenger RNA. It is a transcript of the gene opn8a, whose product is annotated as opsin 8, group member a. The transcript has 4 exons. Gene Ontology annotation, cellular component: membrane. The record is from RefSeq and is a predicted model, not a curated record. Gene Ontology annotation, molecular function: G protein-coupled receptor activity. The annotation marks the transcript as partial. Gene Ontology annotation, biological process: G protein-coupled receptor signaling pathway. Lineage: Eukaryota; Metazoa; Chordata; Actinopteri; Salmoniformes; Salmonidae.
UGGAAGAGGAGCAUGGAGGAGGACAACAAAUACACGUCCAAACUGUCGCCCACUGUGGACUACUGGGCCGGCAUGUACCUAGUGGUGAUAGCGGUGCUGUCGGUCCUGGGUAAUGCUGCGGUCCUGGUGACCUCAGCACUCCGGCCAACUCACCUCAAGGCCCCGGAGCUCCUGACAGUCAACCUGGCAGUGACAGACAUAGGCAUGGCUCUCAGCAUGUACCCCCUGUCCAUCGCCUCACUCUUCAACCACGCCUGGAUUGGAGGGGACUCCUCCUGCCUGUACUAUGGCCUGAUGGGGAUGAUCUUCAGCACGGCCAGCAUCAUGACCCUGGCUGUCAUGGGUCUGGUACGAUACCUGGUGACAGGAAACCCACCCAGAACAGGCAACAAGUUCCAGCGUCGGACCAUCACCAUGGUGAUCAGUUUGAUCUGGCUGUACUCUGGGCUGUGGGCUGUAUUCCCUCUCCUGGGCUGGGGCGGCUACGGACCGGAGCCCUUCGGAGUGGCCUGCUCCGUGGACUGGGCAAGCUACCAAGACUCCCUGAACCACUCUACCUUCAUCAUGUCUCUGUCUAUCUUCUGUACCUUCAUCCCCUGCCUCGUCAUCCUCUUCUCCUAUUCCGGCAUAGCCUGGAAACUCCACAAGGCAUACCAGUCCAUCCAGAAUGGAAACUUCAACUAUGGACACGUUGAGAGGAAAGUCACUCUGAUGGCGGUGUUGAUCAGCUCAGGGUUCAUCGUGGCUUGGUCUCCGUACGUGGUGCUCAGCUUUUGGUAUAUGUUCCAGGGGAAGUCCAGUCUGGCCCCGCUGGUCUCCCUGCUGCCCUGCCUGUUCGCUAAGGGCUCCACGGCCUACAACCCUUUUAUCUACUACAUCUUCAGACGCUCCUUUAGACGCCAGCUCCGCCAGCUCCGGGGGCUGAUCUGUUGCUCUGCCCAGCCAGACACAGCUUCGCGUGGGGAGACGGGAGAGGAGGGCAGACAGACUUUGAGGUCUGACCUACGACAGAGUCUCCCGGAAGAGAAGAGUGGAGCUCCUCUGGAAGGGGAGUUGGGAACUACGGCGCUGGAGAUACAGUCUGAGAAUGAGUUGACAAGCUCCUGUUAAUACUGUGUGUGUGUGCGUGUGUGCGUCUGAUACAGGGUUACAAAUGGAUGUGGUGUGAGUUAUUCAGCUGUGUUUCUUCACUGUCAUUCUAUAUUGCACACACUACUAGAUCAAACCCUGGUCCUCACCACAUCGCUAGCAAAGGUAACACUUUACUUUAAGCCAACAGACAUAAUACAUUAUGAUGCAGUCAUAAAGAAUUGUAAAACGUAUCAUAAGCAUGUCCUGGCUAAAUACCAGCUGCAGAGACUGUUGGAUGAAUGCUGCCUAGGCACAUCACAUAUUAUACUGUAUUUAUCAUAAUAAGGCAUUAUAAGGGCUCAUAGUUUAUAAAAAGAUGUAAAGCAUUGUGUUUGUCAAAGUUUGUCAGUAAAGUUCACUUUAUUGUUAAAUGUUGUUGUGAGGUACUGUAGCAUUGAACUUAACCUUCACAACGGUCACUAUGGCCAUACUUCUGGUCCCUUUCUUUGUGUUUUCAGAGUUGUUGUUGUGUAUUGUAGCAUUGUAGCUAUUAGGUGGUCAUUUUGACCAUCCCCAUGUCUACAGUGUUCUGUGUGUCUGUCCCCACUCAGGAACCAUCAGGAGAAUAGAGCACCCUAUUCCCUACAUCAUCCACCAUCUUUUAUUCAGAGCCCUCUGUAGCUAACAUUACUCCUGCACGGCUCUGGUUGUAAACUAUUUAAAGAUUAGAGGGAAUAGUGUGUCAUUUUGGAGGCUGCUGGAAACUUCAGGAAGUGAUUUCUAUUCCCAGGUGAUUCACAUUCUGACCUUGUUUGUGUGAAUGCUAAUGGCUGUAACAGUGAUGCUACUGUGAGAAAAUUAAACAGCUUUAGAAAAUGUGAAAUGAGUGAAAGUCCUCUGUAGUUUUUUAUCUGUCUCUAUUUUGCUUUCUGUCUCGCUGUUUCUCUCCCUCUCUUUCCCUCUCUUCCUUCCCACCACUGUUCGGAAAAGGCUCUUUGAACUACAUCACUUUCUGUUAAAAAUGUAAAAAAACACUUAAUAGUUAGUUAAUAACACCGUGAAAAUAAAGCAACCACAUAAACCUCCCAGCCAAUGAGACGCUACACUCCAUGUAGGCAGGUAGACACACACACACUACAACAUACUACAACAUGUGUAGGAUGGUUAUUUUCUCCAUCUGGGAAGAGAUAAUGAAAGUAAAGGGGUUGCUGAUCCCCCGACAUAGAAAUCAAUACCUGCAGGUUGAUUCACAGCUAUAAGUCCACCCAUUAGUCUGUCUUUGAUGUAAUCUGUCUGAUGUAAGUUCUUAACCAUCACCAAAACCACUGGGCAGUGUGAUUAUUGUGAGAUUUGGGAAAGGGGCCAAUC